Cololabis saira (Pacific saury) is the source of this 2648-nucleotide messenger RNA. It is a transcript of the gene btk, whose product is annotated as Bruton agammaglobulinemia tyrosine kinase. Gene Ontology annotation, biological process: adaptive immune response; intracellular signal transduction; T cell receptor signaling pathway. The record is from RefSeq and is a predicted model, not a curated record. NCBI's taxonomy places the organism in Eukaryota, Metazoa, Chordata, Actinopteri, Beloniformes, Belonidae. The coding region runs from base 346 to 2262 and encodes 638 amino acids. The transcript is spliced from 18 exons. Gene Ontology annotation, molecular function: ATP binding; non-membrane spanning protein tyrosine kinase activity; protein binding.
ACACUCACACAUCUGCUCGACACUGACUAACAAGGAGCGUUCUUCUGAGUGACACGGGGGCUUUUAACAUUUGGACCAUAGACGUCUGAGCACAGGGUCAUGACGACGACUUCCAAACCUGGACCGAAUGCACUUUAGAAAGUUGCCUUUCCGAGAGUUUCUCGCUUCUUGAUGGAAAUACAGGUCUUUGAACAGUUCUCGCUACAAAAACGGCUCGAUUGAUUUGGUCCGAGCUUCUUAUCUGCGUCGCUUCAGUCAAAGUGGACGUAACCAGACCUUGUCCGGUCUCUUGGAGCGAUCCAUGCAAUAACAUUUUAACUUUUGUCGAUCAAUCCGGACUAAAUCAUGUCAGACAACAUCCUGGAAGAGCUCUUCAUUAAAAGAUCUCAGCAGAAGAAGAAAACAUCUCCACUGAACUACAAGGAGAGGUGGUUCGUCCUCACUCAGGAAAAGAUCUCAUACUAUGAUUAUGAUUUGGACAAAGGGAAGCGAAAGGGUUUAAGAGGGUCAGUUGAUGUAGAGAAGAUCAAGUGUGUGGAGACGGUCCAGACGGAGCCCAACACCCCACAGGAGCGCCAGUAUCCAUUCCAGAUCAUUUAUGACGAGGGACCAUUAUACAUCUUUGCAAAGAGUGAAGAUGUUCGGGCCCUCUGGAUAAAGACGCUCAAAGAGUUGGUGCGCUUCAACAAAGACCUGAUGCAGAAGUAUCAUCCUUGUUUCUGGCAUGAUGGGAUGUGGCUGUGCUGCCAGCAGGAAGUUAAACUAGCCAUGGGUUGCAAAGUCCUGGAUACAAAGAAUGGUUUUAAAUCUACACAAUCAAGCCGGAGGGCAUCCAGGAAACCGCUUCCUCCAACACCAGUAGAGUUUCAGGAAAAGCAAGGUCGUCCUUUACCUCCGCAGCCUCCUGAGCCGCCGGCGCCCUCCGCCAGCAUGACUGUCAUAGCUGAGUAUAGUUACACGGCCAUGACGGACAUGGACCUGGAGCUGAGGAAGGAUGAGGAGUACACCAUCCUGGAGAAGUCGGACCCCAACUGGUGGAAAGCCCGAGACAAAUAUGGAAAAGAAGGCUAUAUACCAAGUAAUUAUGUUGUGGAAGCAGCAAGUGGGCUUGAAAGAUUCAAUUGGUACAGCAAGAACAUGAACCGCAGCCAAGCGGAGCAGCUGUUAAAGUCUGAGAACAAAGAUGGAGGUUUCUUGGUACGGGACUCGAGCAAGGCUGGGAAAUACACGGUGUCUUUGCUGACGAAGGUUGGGGGGGAAACAGGUGGUAGCUGCAGACAUUAUAACAUCUGUACUACCGCGCAGGGCCAGUUUUACCUGGCGGAGAAGCACCAUUUCAACACUAUCCCAGAGCUCAUCAACUAUCACCAGCACAACGCAGCAGGUAUGGUUAGCAGGCUGAAGUACAUCGUGUCCAACCGGGCUCAACCUCCAUCAACAGCAGGACUGGGCUAUGGUGUGUGGGAGAUCGACCCCCGCUACCUCACCUUCAUCAGGGAGCUGGGCACCGGUCAGUUCGGAGUGGUGAAGUACGGAAAGUGGCAGGGCCAGCACGACGUGGCCAUCAAGAUGAUUAAAGAGGGCUCCAUGUCUGAAGACGACUUCAUCGAAGAAGCCAAGAUCAUGAUGAAACUUCGCCAUGAGAACUUGGUCCAGCUGUAUGGCGUCUGCACUAAACAACGACCUAUUUAUAUUGUGACGGAGUUCCUUGUGAACGGCUGCCUGUUGGGAUACCUGAAGGAGGGCCUGACGCAGCACCCAACGCCUAUCCAGCUGCUGGAGAUGUGUAAAGAUGUCUCUGAGGGCAUGGCCUAUCUCGAGUCCCAGCAAUACAUCCACAGAGACCUGGCUGCCAGGAACUGCUUAGUAGAUGGAAAUGGCACCGUCAAAGUGACUGACUUUGGCCUAUCAAGGUAUGUUUUAGAUGAUGAGUACACAAGCUCGGCGGGCUCAAAGUUCCCAGUUCGCUGGUCGCCCCCUGAGGUCCUUCUGUACUGCAAAUUCAGCAGCAAGUCUGACAUCUGGGCAUAUGGGGUUCUAAUGUGGGAGGUGUACACUUUGGGCCGGCUACCAUAUGAACGGCUCAAUAACACGGAAAUAGUGGAUCAGGUUUCCCGGGGCCUUCGUCUCUACCGCCCCCAGUUGGCCAAUGAGAAGGUCUACAGCAUUAUGUCAAGCUGCUGGCAUGAGAAAGCAGAUGAGAGACCCACCUUUCAAGAGCUGGCUCUGAAUGUCCAGGAUUUGCUUUAUGAGCUCCAGUAGACCACAGAAUAAUCUAGCAACACAGACAAACGACAGAGAAGCGUCUCCACCACUCGCUGGAAAGUUAACAGUUAACAGUUAACAGCUUCAAGCCGGGGCUGAACAGGCAUGCCAAAGUCCUCUGUAAUGUGAAUAUGUGGAACAUGAAUGUCACUAUGACUUAUUUACUAGCUUUUACAUCACAUUAAUAGAAGUACAGUCCGAGGGGUACAGCCCUUUAUCAUCCAGAAUACGAACAUUUUACUGACGACUGAGGUUUAAAAUCUGUUCUGAGUAUAUUCUGUAUAUUAUAUUCUCUGGAAUUAUGGAUUAAUGUAUACAACUUUAUAUGUGAAAACAAGCUUUGUAAGCUCAUAUGUAUUGCACAAAUAAAAGCCAAGUAUGCC